Molecule: messenger RNA, 2716 nt
Organism: Aspergillus saccharolyticus JOP 1030-1
Lineage: Eukaryota; Fungi; Ascomycota; Eurotiomycetes; Eurotiales; Aspergillaceae
Product: putative nucleoside diphosphatase (Ynd1)
Exons: 4
Coding region: 375-2519 (714 amino acids)
Biological process (GO): nucleoside diphosphate catabolic process
Cellular component (GO): membrane
Molecular function (GO): nucleoside diphosphate phosphatase activity
Source: RefSeq, a predicted model, not a curated record
CACUCUUCCUCCCCACUUACUCCUCUUCUCCCUUCACACUUCUCCCUUUCCCCUCCGUUCCGCCUGCGUCCACUCUUCUCUGGAGCUGAAUCUUUGGUUUCUCCUCUCUUAGACUUUCAACUCCAUCUUGCUUCCUCAUAGCAAGAGCCAUUCGUUUGACCCCAUCCUUCCCGUCGUCUGUCGCAUCGCCUUAUCUCAAACCGGCUCCCCCCCCCACCUCUCCUACCGCUUGCGACCACAACCAAUUUCCACGCCACACCUUUUACUGCUGACCACAAUCGCUCUACUUCUGCUUGUCGGAUUCUGAGAUGGUCAUGCUGCGAUUUUUCAACCAUCCAUAAAGUACCUAAUCAUAAUAAAUCGUCGCGAUCCUGAUGGGCAAAUGGCGCUAUGGAGUCGUCCUGGACGCAGGCUCGUCUGGGACUCGAGUCCACGUUUACCGAUGGUUAGACAAUGCUGUUGCCCGUAAAGAGGCUGACGGAGAUGAACUCAAGUCUCUACCGGAGAUCAAAACUAAAUCCCACUGGACGAAGAAGAUACACCCAGGUGUGUCUUCGUUCGCCGACCGACCGGAGGAUGUGGGCCCCCAGCACCUUGCGGAACUCCUCGACCAUGCCCGCGAAAUCGUACCCGAUGAUGCCAUGGACCAGACGCCCAUCUUCCUCCUCGCCACCGCGGGAAUGCGUCUACUUGGCGAUGUGCAACGGAAAGUUUUGCUUGAGCAGAUUUGUUCCUACGUCGGCGCGAAUUCGGACUUUCUGCUUCCCGACUGCGACGUGCACAUCCAGGUCAUUCCAGGGGUAACCGAAGGGUUGUAUGGGUGGAUUGCGACGAAUUACCUUCUCGGGAGCUUUGACUCGCCGGGAUCCCAUGAUCACGGCAAGGGUCAUCACACGUACGGAUUCCUAGACAUGGGCGGCGCCUCGGCGCAGAUUGCGUUCGCGCCCAACGCGACAGAGAGCGAAAAACAUGCAAACGACUUGACGCUACUGCGGCUGCGCAAUAUUGACGGAUCGGAGCAGGAACACCGAGUGUUUGUGACAUCUUGGCUGGAAUUCGGGGUGCAUGAGGCUCGGAGACGCUUUGUCGAGUCUCUGCAGGCGGCAAGCGCGGUUGGAGAAGUCACGGAGCUCCCGGAUCCUUGUCUACCUGCGGGGUUGCGGACGACGCUGGACGGCAAGCCGCUGGCCCCGGGAGAUAACGCCAUUCAUCUGCUAGGGACUGGCAAGUUCGACGAGUGCUUGCGCCAGACCUACCCUCUGCUGGACAAAGAUGCGCCUUGUCCGGACCAGCCAUGCCUCCUCCGUGGCGUACAUGUACCGGCCAUUGACUUUGACGUCAACCAUUUCGUCGGCAUCAGCGAGUACUGGCACACGACUCACGAAAUUUUCGAGAUGGACCACAAGGACAAGGCUUACGAUUUCCACACCUACCAGGACCGCGUGCAGUCUUUCUGCUCGCAAGACUGGGCGGCUAUUGAGGCCGGUCUUGAAAGUUACCAGUGGGGUAAGAAGGUCGACCGGGAAUCGGCUUCGGAGGUCUGCUUCAAGGCGUCAUGGAUCAUCAACGUGUUGCAUGACGGCAUUGGGAUUCCUCGUGUGGGCCUUGACGCAAUGAAAUCCUCGAACCACAAUGGGACCAAGGAGGUGCUGUCUCAAGGUCAAAGCAAGGGCUUCCUGGAUUCUUUCCAGGCCGCUAAUAAAAUUCAAGACACAGAAGUGAGUUGGACUUUGGGCAAGAUUGUCUUGUAUGCAUCUUCGCAAAUACCCACCGAGACUCAAGAAGCACUUCCCGUUGGGUUCGGCAGCAAUGUUGCCGGUAUUCCUGGCGACUUCCAGUAUCCUAGUGCGGAGUUGUUGCCCGAUCCUGAAGGUGCGCAUAACGGGUCGUGGCGUGAUGCGAUGCUUGACGGCAGCUCAUCCCGCAGAGUGCCUGGCCUCAUUCUUUUCCUGCUCAUCAUCGUGGUGGCUGCAUUCUUUCUCUGCGGUCGCAACCGUCGGCAAAAACUUUAUCACAAAAUCCACAAUGUCUUCGGUGGUGGUGGGCCUUCGCAUCCCAGCUACCCCAAGAGACGAAGAAUCUUUGGUGGCAAAAUACCGUUCUUCGGCCCGCGGAGUCCCACCUACGAGCGCGUGCUUGAGGAUGGCGCCGCUGAUUAUGAUCUUGGUGAGACCGCUUCAAGUCGCAGUUCCAUUGACGGCGGUCGUCCUUCGGAAGCGGAUUCUUCCAAGUUUAUGGCGCCGAAGCGAGCAUCGAGCUGGGGUAGUGGCAGCAAUACGCCGACGUUCAAGUACGCGCUGGACAACACAUCUUCAGCAACCAUUGGACUCGGUAUUACUCCCGGUCCGGGGGUUUCGGCGAUGGACCGCCAUGGUCUGGUGGUGAGGACGGAGAGCAGGGAUCAUCUGGCGCCGGUAGCACUAGGACCGACGACGAAUGGCCGGCGGUCCCGCGCGGGCAGUCCCUCCCGAUCACAUCCCAACAGGUCACCAGUCAUGACCCCUCUGGCCGAUGAAUGAUUCCCUGUAUGAAUAUGUUAUGUUGCGGUUUUGCAUUUUCAGGAGUUCGUCUUUGCAGCCGGGCCAAGACCCGGCCGUAAUAUGGAGCUGCUUCUUGGUACAAUCAUGUGGGGCAUGUGCUCCUGGGUACAUAGUUACUCUUUUCGAAACAUCUGUGAAAAUGUUAGACAAGCCGUUUAGUCAAUGCCAGGUGCAAC